Mesorhabditis spiculigera is the source of this 1503-nucleotide messenger RNA. The record is from the annotation of a GenBank genome assembly. Lineage: Eukaryota; Metazoa; Nematoda; Chromadorea; Rhabditida; Rhabditidae.
AUGAUGGGCGGAUUCUGCUGUGUCCAGUUUAUUACCAUUUCGCUCGCGCUGACGAUCACGUGUAUGGUCAAUUCGACGGCUAUUGCCCAGCUGCAACAACCCGAUAGAUUUCAGGGUCCUAUCCUGACCACGCUGAACGUGUCGUCGUCGUCGGCGGCGAACCCGGAGCAGAAAUGUGCGGCCGAGGACAGUGGACAACCCGUCAUUAACGAUUACGGCGGAUCCCUGAUCUGGGAUCACAAAACGCAGCAUUUGCUCUUCAAGGGCACAUUUUUGGGGGCGCUUCUCACGGCUCUACCCGCUAUUAUUGUUCUCCAGAGGGUGUCGAUACGUCUAAUCGUCGUCCUCUCAAUCGCGCUUUAUUCUCUGUGUGCUGUUGUUGUUCCAUAUCUGGCAGAGAAUCAUGGUGUUUAUGCUGUCUUUGCCAGUCGAUUGGCCAUGGGACUGGCUGAGAGUUUCGCCCAUCCCUCGUUCAAUACAUUGAUCUCAAACUGGUUCCCAAUCACCGAGAGGAGCACGGCUAUCGCCCUUUAUACUACAGGCAAUCAACUUGCAACGGCUGGCGGGAAUCCGCUUUGCGCGUGGUUUUGCAGCAGCCCAUUUGGAUGGCAGGGCGUAUUCUAUCUUUCUGGUAUUGUUGGUCUAUUGUGGUGUGGAAUCUGGAUGGCUUUCUCCGCGAAUCAACCCUCAAAAUGUCGAGUGAUGACGGAAAGGGAAAGAAAAUAUCUCGCUUACCAUUGUAUUACCCGGGCCCAUAGUAAGACAGGGGAUGCCCCUCCGUACAUGGCCAUCCUGAAAUCGGGUCCAUUCCUCGCCCAGCUGCAGGCCCAUUUCUUCGUCUCGAUGGUCGCCUCAAUGUUGCAGCUCUAUUUGCCCUCAUUCUUCAAGGAAGUCCUCCAAUUGGGCAUUAUGAAGAACGGCAUCUACACGGCCAUCCCCAACGUGGCAAUGUUUGCGUGGAAACUGUUGUGGUCGAUGGCCAUGGACUGGUGCAAAGCCCGGCACAUCCUGACGCCGACGCAGGCCGUCAAACUGUCGCAGGCUUUGGGUUGCGCGGGUAUCGGCGCGACGAUGAUCUGCAUCGCCUAUUUUGCGGAUUGUUCAUCUCCACUUCUCGUACUCACCCUUGUCACCCUCACCUGGUGCUCCAUGGGAUUCUCUGUCAGCGGUUUUGUAACAUCAAUGCUAUCAAUUGGCCCCCGUUACACGGCCACCAUCACGGCAAUCUCCACAUUCACAGCCCUUCUCGGUCGUCUUUGCGCUCCACUUGGCGUCGGAUUCAUCAAAAAGACGGGCUCACGCGCUGAAUGGCAGACGAUAUUCCUGAUUGGCGGAUGCUGCAUCGUCUUCUCCGGCGUCUUGUUCUUGAUUUUCGGCUCGGCCGAUGUCCAACCCUGGGCGAAAGAAGCUGAACCAUCAAAUGAAGAAGACAAAGAAGAGCGAGAAUGGGAACAGGAAAUGUUGGUACGAGAGAGGAGACACACCGCUUCUAUCUCCAUUCAA